This is a messenger RNA of Klebsormidium nitens, 2045 nucleotides long. The record is from the annotation of a GenBank genome assembly. NCBI's taxonomy places the organism in Eukaryota, Viridiplantae, Streptophyta, Klebsormidiophyceae, Klebsormidiales, Klebsormidiaceae.
UAUGCAGCCUCCUAGCUUGACAAUGAGUCGGAUAAUACCUAGCCUUGUAAGUUGUAGCCUUGUCCAACGAAUUGCAUUGCAUUUGCAAGAAGAGGGGCAGCACAAGCGCACAGCUCAUCAUUCUCUUCCUCUACCUGGCAAUUGGCUAUACAAGCAUAGCAGCUCAAGACACCAAGUGCGUUCAGUAGUACUGGCUGGGCUCCUAGCGUUUUCUUCAAACUUAUUUAGGGCGGACGGCAUAACUGCAAGUUUUGCAGAUUGCGCACUUUGGCAGCUAAAGUGGUAUUCAAUCGUCAUAGGCCUUUGACGCACUUAUCAUUAGUAUGGCUGCCAGCAAAGCAUUGAUUACAAUUGAAGGGAAGAAAGGAGAGGCGACUUUGAGCUCGGAUGGAGUUCUGCGCUGGCCAGGGGGUGCUUUGGACAUUCUGAAUGAGGCCUUGGGCUUUAGCACAGGGGCUACAAGUAUAACAAUAAACUCUCUGCCGCUCGCCCCUGGGGGUUGCUUCCGGGGACCUAAAAGAAGGGUCAAGAGCACAAUCCUUGAGUUUGAUGAGCAAAAGUCCCAUGACGAUUGGGGGACAACGUUGGAAGGCAUUUUUGCUAGCGCAGGCAGACCAAAGCGACUGAUCGUGAUAGUGAAUCCAAAGAGCGGCAGAGGCAAGGCCCCUGAGAUCUACAAUCAAGAUGUUGAACCUCUCCUCAAGGCGGCAGGAGUGCAAUACACCACCACAUUCACCACUCAUUGGAACCAUGCCAAGGAGAUUGCUCAAGAAGCGGAGAGGAGGUCGUGCGAUGGGAUCGUCUGUGUCAGUGGUGAUGGGAGUGCUGUGGAGGUGAUGAAUGGUCUUCUUGACCGAGCAGACUGGCAAGAGGCGAUUCAGAUUCCCAUUGGCCUCGUCCCAGCAGGAUCGGGAAACGGGCUCGCAAAGUCGUUUCUGACGCUUGCUGGCGAACCGUAUGAUCCGGCUGGGGCUGUUCUUGCCAUCAUCCUAGGCCAGAAGAAGAAGCUGGACGUAUUCACAUUGAGCCAGGGGGUGAAGGACUACCAUGGCCUCCUGUGCGUCACAUGGGGUUUCGUCUCGGAUGUCGACAUUGAGUCAGAGGCGUUCAAAUGGAUGGGGGCUGCUCGGUUCACCGUGCAGACCGUCAAACGCAUCAUCGGCUUGCGGCAAUACCACGGCACGUUCCACUACUUGCCAGCCGACGACAUGUCGCUCCCCUCUCCUUCUGGCCGAAACAUGAAAGAGUCACUGUUGGGCGGCGCCAGCACUUUUGACCACGGGGAGAGCGGAGCGGACGUGGGCGCGUGGCGGCGGGAGGAGGGACCGUUCACACUGAUCUGGGCGAACAAUACAAAGUGGGCGGCGACCGAUAUGCAGAUUGCGCCAAAAGCCGAGCUUUCGGACGGCUUCUUGGACGUGGUGAUCGUGAACGAGAUCGGACGGCUCAAGCUUCUCGACCUCUUCCUGGCCAUCGAGAGCGGCAAGCACGUCGACAAGGGGCUCAAGCUGGGGCCGGGAGUCUUUAAGUACCUCAAGGUGAAAGCCUUCCGGUUCGAACCGGGCGGCAGAAAGUCGGACGGGAAGGGCGGGCUCCUCUGCGUUGACGGGGAGGUUGUGGCCCGAGGCCCUGGGGCGGUGGGCGAGGCCUCAAACGACGUCAUGCAGUACGGACCCGUCGUAGAGUGCCAAAUACGUCAGGCGCUCGCAACGGUCUUUUGCGGCGACAAACAUUGACAGCGUGUUGGCUUUGCUGAGUAUGUUCAUACAAGGCGCUAGUACGCGUGUGAUAAGCUUACAUACAACUUUGGUCGAUCGCUUCUCCGAAACGGGGUACAUGACGAGUUCGCUGUUAUAGGGGGCUUAUUCUUAUAGGUGAAUUGAAGGCUCUGUGAUGCAAAUCACGGGCCAUAAGAAAGGCGCGACAAGUAGAUCUGCGGCUCUGGCCAAGCCACGCAAUCAGGGCUUAUGAUGCACUGCCUUUCCUAGAUGGGGCUUAUUAAUAUUUCUGAUUGAUCUGUGUUUGCCACGAUGAACCAAGACGAA